Messenger RNA from Geosmithia morbida, 7506 nucleotides. RefSeq lists its product as uncharacterized. Bases 1 to 7506 code for a protein of 2501 amino acids. The record is from RefSeq and is a predicted model, not a curated record. NCBI's taxonomy places the organism in Eukaryota, Fungi, Ascomycota, Sordariomycetes, Hypocreales, Bionectriaceae. The transcript is spliced from 8 exons.
AUGGCUACGGCCGAAGUGUUGGUGUUCACCGAAAGCUUCAGCGCAGACGGUCCUGGGUCGUCAGUAAACACUACCUCGCGGGCUGGGUGGGAUGAGAGAUCCCUCUGCGCACAGCUGGGCUUGAUCGCACAAGCUUGGCUUCGUUGUCGGCACAAAUCUACUCCCUCUAGCCCGCUGCUGUGGCCUCGCCGGGAGCCUCGCGACCACAGGCUACCAGAACCACCCCCAGAGUACCCCGAUGAGAGCAGCAAGACGCCCCCGGAAACGGACGACUAUGCCCGUCAGAACGGUCCCCAUCUCCCAGACACAUCCCCGGAGCCCACCUCGGCCUCAGCGAAAGCGCACCCCACCGAGAAUUGUCUACUGCCGGACCCUUUCCCCGGAGCCUCGGUAGACUUCCUGUGGCAGGGCGGCUACCGUGAACACGCCAAGAAGAAGAAGAAAGCGGCCGGCACGCCCAUGCCCCUCGGCGGGGGCGGGGGCGGUGACAACGGCGGCAGCGAGGAGAAAAAGGACGAGGGCAACGCCGGUAACAAUGAAAGUCUGGGCGGUGGUGGCGGCGGCGAUGCCGGGAACGAUGGAGAUGGCGGCGACGGAGGAGAAGGCUGGGCAGAUUUCACCAGCGCCAAGGACAAGAAGAAAGGCGAUGCCGAUGUCGCCAACGACCCCUCGGCUGACCCCGGCGACACCUUCCAGGAGAUCAAGCUGGGCUCCUGGGCAACCAGUUGGACCAGUGGCGGGAACGGCUGGGGCUGGGGUGGUGGCAGCAAAGUUGCCACCACUGGCGCCGAAGAUUCCAACCCCUGGGGAGGUAAAAAGGGGAACGACAAGUCCAGCGUCGCUUUGGGGGCCAUGGACGGGUCCGCCCCUACCGACUCGUGGGGCUGGGACAAGAAUGGAGCAAAGAAGGACGAGCCAGCCGCCGCCGAUGACGACUGGUUCGUCCCCGGGUCCAAGAAGGACACCAAGAGGAGCCUCCUCGACGACUUUGCCAGCCCCUCUGACACUCCCCCUGCAGCCCCUGAUGCGCCCCCGACAGACGGUUUCUGGGGCGCAGCCAACAAGGGCAAGAAGGGCAAGAAAGGCGGCCUCUACGACGACGUACCCCCGGCAGCAACCGGCCUCGACGACGACUUCGGUUGGGGCGCCACAGGCAAAAAGAAGAACUCUCUCUUUGCCGACGAUGAACCCAAAGAGGACACUGCAAGAUCUGGAGGUGCCGGCUGGGACUUCUGGGGUUCCGCAAAGAAGGUUAUUGACAAGAAGACCACGCUCCUCGGUGAUGUCCAGGACGACUCCCAAAAGGACGACCCGUGGGACUCGUGGGGUAGCGGCUCCAAGAAGGACAAGGACAAGAAGGCCACCGACGACCUGAUCCAGCUUGACGAAGGCCCCACCGCGGGCGGCGGCGGCGACGACUUCUUCAGCUCCUGGGGCAAGAAGGAGAAUAAGGAUGCCUUCUCUUGGGCAGAGGACGGCAACGACGACUGGGAUCUAGGGACCAAGAAGGCAGAGCCUACUGCGGAGGAGAAGGCCAAGGCCGAAGCUGAGGCUCGCGAGAUCGCCGCUGAGGAGGAGGAACUGGCUGCGCUCGAGGCGAAGAAGGCUUUGAAGAAAGGCAAGCUCACGAUGAAGAAGGAUAGGGACCGUUAUGAGAUCCUCAAGGCGAAUUCCGACAAGAGAGUCGCAGACAAGGCUGCCAAGGAAGCUGAGGAGCAAGCCGCUGCCGCCAGCCAAGCUGCUGCCGAAGCUGCCGCCGCCGAGGCCGAGGCUGAGGAGAAGGCCAAGUCUGACGCCCGGGCCGCCGAGAUUGCAGCGGAAGACAAGGAGCGCUACGACAUUCUCAAGGCCCAUGCCGAGGCCAGGGCUGAGGAAGAUGCAGCCAAGGAGGCUGCCGCUGCCGCCGCCGCUGCCGCUGCUGAACCUCCUCCGCAGCCUGAGGAGCCGGCCGUCGACGAAGACAAGGCACGCCAGGAAGCAGAGGCAGUUGAGGUUGCCGCUGAAGAAAAAGAGCUCGCUGCUCUUGAGACCAAGAAGGCCAAGAAGGGCAGGCUCGUCACGAAGACUGACAAGGACCGAUACGACGAGCUCAAAGCCAAAGCCAACCAGAGGGCCGAGGCAAAGGCCGCCGCUGAUGCUGCUGCCGCCGCCACCCCAGAACCUGAGCCCAAAAUCCCACUCGAAGUCCCUGAUGCCCCUCCGGACGACGACGGUGCUAGCGAAGCGCAAAGGAUGGAGGUCGAGAAGGAGGAGGCUGAACUAGCAGAGCUAGAGAUCAGAAAAGCCAAGAAGGGCAGGUUGGCUAAGGCGGCUGACCGGGAACGAUACCAGGUCCUCUUGGACCGGGCCGCAAAGAGGGCCGAGGAGAAGGCCGCCGCGGAAGCUGCUCCACCACCACCAGUCGAGGAGCCUCCCGCUCCAGAAGAGCCUCCCGCUCCAGAGGAGCCUCCCGCUCCAGAAAAGCCCUCGGCCGCCGUCGAGAACGCCGCAGAUGCUGCCUCCCGCGAAGCUGAGGAGGCCGCGAUCGCUAGUGAAGAGGCUGAGCUGGCUGAGCUGGAAAAUAAGAAGGCUAAGAAGGGUCGGCUGGCUAAGGCGGCUGACCGGGAACGGUACCAGGUCCUCUUGGAUCGGGCUGCAAAGAGGGCUGAGGACAAGGCCGCCAAGGAAGCCGAGGCAGCUGCCCCCCCCCCUGAACCAGAAGUGCCUGCAGCCCCCGAGCCACCCGAAGAGCCCCCUAUCACGCCGGAUGCUAGCGACGCUGCAGCACAGGAGGCCGAGGAUACUGAGGCUGCGGCAGAUGAGGCCGAGCUGGCUGAGUUAGAAAUCAAGAAGGCCAAGAAGGCCAAGAAGGCGGCCAAGGAGGCCGAGCCAGAGCCGACUCCUCCCGCACCUGCUGAGCCCGAGCCUGAACCAGAGCCUCCCGCCGCCGCCGAAGACGACCAGGCGGCGAUCGAUGCUGAGGAGGCCGAGCUGGCCGAGCUGGAAAUCAAGAAGGCCAAGAAGGGGAGGUUUGCCAAAUCCAUCGACCGGGAUAGGCACGCUUACCUCAAGGAGCGCUCCGACAAACGUGCCGAAGAGAAGUCUGCGAAAGCCGCUGAGGAAGAGGCUGCCGCCGCCGCCGCCGCCGCCGCCGCCGCUGCUGCUGCUGAACCGGAAGUGGAACCGGAACCGGAGCCUGCAGCACCAGCUGAGCCUGAGGUCGCUCAAGCUGAAAUCGAUGCCGAGGAGCUUGAGCUUGCCGAGCUGGAGACCAAGAAGGCUAAAAGGGGUAGGCUCAACAAGUCGGUCGAUAGGGAAAGAUACGAGGUCCUCAAGGGCCGUUCUGACAAGCGAGCGGCCGACAAGGCAGCCAAGGAAAUUGAAGAGGCCGCCGUCGCUGUCCCUGAACCCGAACCUGAAACUGAGCCGGCUGUCGAGGCACCACCCGCUGAGUCUGGAGAUGGCCAAGCCGAGAUCGACACCGAAGAGGCCGAACUCGCUGGCCUGGAAGCCAAGCGCCAAAAGAGGGGCAAAUUCGUCAAACCUUCGGACAAGGAGCGAUACCAGUACCUCAAGGAGCGAUCCGUCAAACGAGCCAUCGCUGCGUCCAUGGCACCUCCCGCUGUGCCCGAUCCACCGGAACCCGAAACCACGGCCGAACCGGAACCGGAACCAGAGCCUGAGCCUGACCCUGAGCCUGAGCCUGAGCCUGAGCCUGAGCCUGAGUCGGUCCCCGCUGAGCCCGAGAUCAGCCAGGCAGUCAUCGACGCCGAGGAGAAGGAGCUUGCCGACCUGGAGGCCAAGCGUCAAAAGAAGGGCAAAUUUGUCAAAAUUUCGGACAAGGAACGAUAUGACUAUCUCAAGGGCCGGUCCGAAGAGCGGGCUGCGCAUGCUGUCGCAAAUAAACCAGAGGAGCCGCCUGAACCGGCCGAAGAACCACCGGCGCCGGAGCCAGAGCCUAUCGAUGUGACCCCUGCUGUCCCCGAAGUCAGCGACGCCGAGAUCGCUGCCGAGGAACUGGAGCUUGCUGAACUGGAGACCAAGAAGGCCAAGAAGGGAAAGCUGACAAAGGAAGCUGCUGAACAACCCUCCGCCGAGCGGGAAUCGGAACCCCUCGUACAGCCUGCUCCCGAAGAGGCUGCUUCCCCGGACGACAACAACGACGUCGAAAUUGCUGCCGAAGAGGCAGAGCUUGCCGACCUGGAGAUCAAAAAGGCCAAGAAGGGCAGGCUAUCCAAAGCUGCUGACCGGGAGCGGUACGCAGUCCUCGUGGAGCGUGCCAAUCAGCGGGCCGCAGCCAGGGAGGCCCCCACGGCCGAGGAGGAGGUGCCGCCGCCGCCUAUCGAAGAUGUCCCGCCUCAGGCUCCUGACCCACCGGCUGCGGAGGAGCCCGUUGUUCCGGAAGUCGAAGAUGAGGCCAUCAUUGCCGCUGAAGAGGACGAGCUAGCAGCCCUGGAAAUCAAGAAAGCCAAGAAGGGCAAGCUGUCCAAGGCCUCGGAGCGUGAUCGCCAUACCCUCCUCAAGGAACGAUCCGACAAGCGUGCUGAGGAGAGGGCAGCCAAGGAAGCGGAGGAGCAGGCCGCCCGCGAGGCUGCGGAGCAGGCUGCUGCGGAGGCAGCGGAAGCUGAGAUCGCGGCAGAGGAGGCGGAGCUCGCAACCUUGGAGGACAAAAAGGUCAAGAAGGGACGAUUGGUCAAGAAGAGCGAGAGGGACCGGUACGAUGAGCUUAAGGAGCGCGCCAACAAGAGGGCUGCCGAGGCCGCCCCCCCUCCUGCCCCCCCCGAUCCUGCUGUACAGGAAGAAGGAGAAGAAGUGCCCCCCCCGGUGCCUGACGCCCCCGAAGCACCCGAAGAAGGCUAUGCCGCCGCUGAGGCUGCCGCCGCUGAGGCUGCGGCCGAAGACGAAGAGUUUGCCGCCCUCGAGGCCAAGAAGGAGAAGCGCAGCAAAUUGAGCAAGACAGAUCGUGCUAGGUACGAUGAGCUCAAGGCUAAGAUUGACAGCAGGGGUGACGGUGGCGUAGAUGAAGAGGCCACCGCCGCUGCCGCCGCUGCCGCCGCUGCCGAGGCGGCCGAAGCUGAAGCUGCUGAAGCUGCUGAAGCUGCUGCUGCUGCUGCUGCUGCCAAAGAAGCCGAGGAGCAAGCCGCUAAGGAGGCCAAGGAGGCCAAGGAGGCCAGGAAGGCGGAAAAGGAAAGGGAGAAGGAGAAGGAGAAGGAAAAAAAGAAAGAGAAGGAGAAGAAGUCGUCCUCCAAGGAUAAGAAAAAGACCAAGGAGAAGGAACCGGAGCCGGAACCAGAGCCAGAGCCGGAACCAGAGCCGGAACCAGAGCCGGAGCCGGAACCUGAACCGGUACCGGAACCAGAGCCCGAGGCCGAACCGGAGCCGGAGCUGGAUCCCGCUGAGGUGGACAGAUUACUGGCCGAGGUGGAUGAGGGCCGCAAGCCCAAGAUCACGAAUGAUGCUUUCAGCUUUUGGGGCCUUGGAAGCAAGAAGAAGAAGGAAACUCCCCCGGAGGACACGACACCAUCAAACAAUGAUGGGUUCCUGGGCUUAUCGCGAAAGUCGUUUGGUGGCAAGAUCGCCGAAAGGCUCAAGACGUUCGAGGCGGUUCCACCCCCGCUAGAUGAACCCGAGCCCGAGCCAGUUGCCGCCCCGCCAUCCCCACCGCCCGAGCCGCCGGUCUCGCCGCCGCCGCCGGUGGAGGAGAAGUCGUUGAAGAAGUCCAAGAAGUCCAAGUCGGUCCCCGUCGUCGAGGCACCCCCGCCACCACCCCCGCCGCCCCCAGAGCCCGUCAUCAAGGAGGAGCCACUGCCUGUGCCCCCGCCAUCCUCCAGGAAGAAGAAGAAGGAUUCCGAGAUACCUGGAACGUUCCCCGAGGAGCUUGACGACGACGAGCCCGUGCCCGACAUGACGGCUCCAUCUCCCAAGAAGGAGAGAAAGACCAGCAGCAAAAAGAGCAAGUCCAAGGCUGCGGAUGCUGCGCCUCCACCCGUACCCCAGCCUCCGCCGGCCGUCCCUGACGCUCCCCCAUCCCCGCCCCCCGAGCCCAAGUCAUCGUCCCGGAAGGAUCGACCCAAGCGCUCGGCUGAGAAGGUCGACAAGUCUGAGAGGCGCAGCCGCAAGUCUGGCAUUUUCAGCAGCACGCCGCCCGUCUCGAGGACCAUGCCGACGAGGGAGAAGCGGGCCAGCACAAAUGGCCGAUCGUCGCGCCGGGCCUCGGUGGACGCACACGGCCUCGUCUCCCCGCCGCCCGAGGAAUCGCACCCCGAGAUGUCAUCCAAGGCUGCCAAGAUCCUGGGUGUGGGCGCCGACAAGAUGUCGAGCAAGAGCUCCAAGCCUCGUAGGUCUCACCACGGUGACGAGGAGGGGCUGAUAGCCGAGGCCGAAGGCCGCGCCCCGACGUCUGAACGCCGACGCUCGCGGCGCGCCACAUUGGUGGAGGACGAAGACGUCAUCAUGACGGAUGCGCCCGGCUCCAACGGCACACCUUCGAAGCGCGGCACGUCCACAACGAGGAAGGGCGUCAUCUCGGGCCUGUUCAGCGGUUUCAUGACGCCCAAGGCGGAACGUGUCGAGCCCGUCAAGCGCCGCAACACGUACACCACGACAGACGACGAGGGCAGGGGUGCCGUCACGGACGGCGACGUGCCCAUGGCGGAUCCCGAGAGAGAGGCACGACGGGCAGCGCGCCGCGCUAAGCGAGCAGAGCGCGAGGCUGCGGCGGCGGCGGCCGAGGAGGCAGCAGAGGCCCGCAAGGAUAAGGAGAGACACCGUGCUCGCCGGCGCAAAGGAGAUGAAGAUGCGGACCGGGAGGCGCGCCGCGCCGAGCGCCGCGCCGCGCGCCAACGUGAAGAGCAGCAGCGUGCCGAAGAAGAAGACAGGGAGGCACGUAGGGCUGAGCGGCGCCGUAUCCGCAAGGAGAGGGAGGCUGCUGCUGCUGCUGCUGAGGAGGCAGACGAAGCCGCGCGCCGAACCUCCAAGCGAGAGCGCCCUCGCCGAUCCCAGCCUCACCAGGUCGACCCGUCAGAUGAUGAGGCGGAGCGCCGGCGCAAGCGAGACGCCCGGCGGGCCGCCAAAGAAGGCGACCCAGUACGGCCUACCGAGAGGCUGAACCGACGCGCCACAGAUGCCUCGGUCGACGAGGCCCCACCACGGAAGCAACGCCGACACCACUCCGAGCGGGAGAGCUCGUCGGCUUGGCCUGUGUCGGGGACGUCCACGUGGGUCAAGGAUCACUCUGACGCGCCGCCCCCGCCGGCAGACCAGCAGGGCGUGGACGAGCAGGCUCGUCGCGAGGCGCGUCGGAGUCGGAAGAAGGGCCGCGCCUCCGGAGCGGAGAUGACGGCCGACGAGACGGACGAUCAGCGACGGAGGAGGCGGCGCGAGGAGAGGGAACGCGAGAGACGCAUGGCUGCUUCGGACGGUAGCGACGAGAGACAUGGACACGGAAGCCGUCACAACUCGGUCCUCGCCCCGCCGGAGACUGCUACGACGCCUAAGACCAGUUGGUGGAAGAAGUUGGCCGGUUGA